CUCUCAGGUUUCCUCUCAGGAGGCACAGUAACGCUUUUUUCUGUCGGAUUCUUUUGCUUCGUACAAAACUCAUCGAAUGAGUAUAGUUUCAUUCAUAUUUGCACUAGUGUAGCUAAAAUAAAUAAUUACUAACGUUUACCACGAAAUGUUUAUUUUGAAAUCGCUAUUUGUACUUAUCGGUAUAUUUACAACGCUAUUUUUUUUUUAUAUUCGUUUAGCAUUUAUAUUGGAUUUUUAUUUUGAAUGGUUCUUCAACGAUGUUCAAGAUAUGCAGCAGUAUGAUUAUAUUAUUGUUGGUGCUGGUAGCGCUGGUGCAAUUUUGACAGCACAUUUAGCAGAGGACAAACAUAGCAUAUUAUUAUUAGAAGCAGGUGGUACUGCCCCAUACUUUCUUGACAUACCACUAUUAACACCAAUCAUUCAAAAGACUGUUUAUGAUUGGCAAUAUGUCACUAUACCUCAAGAACAUGCUUGCAAGGGUUUAAUCAAUAAUCAAAGUAGAUGGCCCAGAGGUAAGAUUCUUGGAGGUACAAGCCGUCUAAAUUACAUGGCUCAUGUAUUAGGACAUCAGCUAGACUAUGAAAAUUGGUUUCCAGAUUUUACUGAAAUGGCUGCACAAAAUGAUAAAUCAAUAAGUAUCAGUGAUUUAAGAUGGACCACUGAUUUUGCUAAUAUAAUGUUAAAAGCAGUAGAGGAACUAAAUCACAAUGUAAGCAAUACAAAUUUAUAUUUGGACAUAGGUUUUAGCAAAGCUCAGUUGACAAUGGAGAAUGGCAAACGAUGGAGUUCGGACAAGAUGCUGUAUCAAAAAUUUAAUUCUGGUUUAACUGUACUUACUUAUGCUCAUGCCACUAAAAUAUUAGUGGACUUGGAUAAAGCUGAAGGAGUUGAAUUUGUUAGAUUUGGUAAUAAAUACACAGCAACAGCAAAAAAAGAAGUUAUUUUAAGCGCUGGUGCAAUCGAGAGUCCAAAACUGUUAAUGUUAUCUGGAAUUGGACCAAGAAAGCAUUUGGAGCAAUUAGAUAUUAAUGUAAUCAAUGAUCUACCAGUUGGUAAAAAUUUGAUGGAUCACAUAUUAACCGGUUUUGGUUUGAUUACGCUUAAUACGAGUCUUGGAUUAAAUCUUUUUGAAAUCUUUAAUCCUGUGUCAGCCUACAAUUACUUCUUUUUUGGAGAGGGACCAUGGACAUCAUCGGGAAUAGAAGUGUUAGGGACCUUUCAUAGCUCCUUACAUACAAACGAAACAAUACCAGAUUUGCAGUUAAUGAUAUUACCUUUCAGUGCAUCGACGGAUAAUGGCUUUAUUACCAAAGGAGCAAUGGGAAUUUCUGACGAGAUUUAUAAUGAAUAUUUUGCUCCACUUUCGUAUCAAAAUACAAUAACAAUUGCACCUGUUUUAUUACAUCCUAAAAGUAGUGGAGAAUUACGAUUACAGAGCAACAAUGCCUUUCAAGAACCGCUAAUAGAUCCAAAAUAUUUAUCAAAUGAAGAUGAUAUCGACACUCUUAUAGAAGGUUUAUAUUUUGUAAAGACACUCUUGAACACGACUAUUUUGAGAGCAUAUGGUGCAUCUCUCAAUAGAAAAUCUUUUCCUGGUUGCGAGAACUAUAUAUUUGACACCAGGGAGUAUUGGAAAUGUUAUAUACAACAUUUAACUAUGACAUCUUACCAUCCAGCCGGUACAUGUCGUAUUGGCGACGUUGUUGAUACAUCAUUUAAAGUUUACAAUAUGAGAAAUUUAUAUGUAGUGGAUGCAUCAGUUCUUCCAUCGCUACCAAGUGGGAAUAUCAAUGCACCUGUGAUUACUUUGGCACAAAAGGCUGCCCGUAUUUUUAAAAGUAGAAAAAUAGAAGAAAAAAAUAUAUUAGUCCAAUCAAGUCAGCCCAAAUCAUAUUAUGCUUGUUACGUAUUUUACAUUUGUAUACGUGAAAUUUGUAUAAAUAUGUAAAUAAAAAUCUUAUAAAUUGAAGAAAUUU
Messenger RNA from Monomorium pharaonis (pharaoh ant), 1976 nucleotides. Its product is annotated as glucose dehydrogenase [FAD, quinone]. The transcript has 11 exons. Gene Ontology annotation, molecular function: flavin adenine dinucleotide binding; ecdysone oxidase activity. The coding region runs from base 146 to 1948 and encodes 600 amino acids. The record is from RefSeq and is a predicted model, not a curated record. Lineage: Eukaryota; Metazoa; Arthropoda; Insecta; Hymenoptera; Formicidae.